Rhopilema esculentum is the source of this 4392-nucleotide messenger RNA. RefSeq lists its product as uncharacterized. Gene Ontology annotation, molecular function: protein binding. Lineage: Eukaryota; Metazoa; Cnidaria; Scyphozoa; Rhizostomeae; Rhizostomatidae. The record is from RefSeq and is a predicted model, not a curated record.
GCGUUCAAUGCAUGUUUAGAGACAGCGGUGAGCAAAUAGGACCAAGUGGAUUAAGUAUUAUAUGGCGUUGCUGUAAUAAACAAACGAUGUAAUCCAGUUUUUUCGAGAGAAAUAUAAUCAGUUUCUGUUAAAUGACUAAAUGGAAUGUUAUGUUUUCCAAGGAUUCUCUUUCAAUCUGUUGACUGUAUAUAGAUCGUUUCGCUGAUUGAUGAAGUGGAUUUACCAUUUGAUUCCUUGACGCGAUUGCUCAUUUCCUUUUGGCCUACCUACCUGUUACUUGUGAAGACGCAAUGCCAGUCGAAGAACCCACUUCUGCGUUUUCAGGACAAGGAAGAGCAUUAAGAAUUCUACGAAAUUCAAAGCUUGUAGUGUAUGAUGAAUACAGAAAGAUGAUAAGAGAUAUACAAAGGUUUAAAGAUGAGGAAAAAAGAGAAUUGUCCAAUGGAAUAAGAAAAAGAGAGAAUGACAUGAGGCCUUAUCUCUAUGAUACUGGUGACUCAUAUGAGAAACCAUUUUUCUCUGUUCUAACAAAGAUGCUUCUUGAAAUAUCCAGCAUAAAAAAUUCCCAACGACAAUCCGAAGAUUUACAGAGAGUAUAUCAGUGGUAUGUUACAAAUAAAAGACAGCUGUGCAGAACAGACAAGCACUUCAGUCCUUCGCAAGGUUCUUCCAAGACACUUAAGUAUAGACCUUCAUCAUCCAUUGACCCUGGUGUCAAACCUGGAAUAUUGCGUCACGAAAAAGUUGGGCGAAACUCUUAUAGACAUCAAAGACCCCAAACCUCUUUUUCGCAUUUGGACUCGCGUGACAUGUCUAGUUCGAAAGAAUCUGACACCAUGGACACAGUCUUCACUGUCAAUGGUUUUGAAGGAAUUGGUGCUCCAGAAAUACCCAACGAUUUAAGAGAUUACAAAUAUGACUCGACUCAAGACAUGAAAUCUACCAUUAAGAGGCCUGAAACUGCCCCACCUCAUAUAAUGCUUGACCAUACUCCAGUUUCGAAAGGAAGAUAUGUUUCAACAAAAGCAGACUAUCAGUUGGAUCCCAGUGAAGAUAUGCAGUUACCUGUUUCAAAAGUUUCUAUACAUUAUACAGCACCGGGAGAGAACAGCGAAAACGUGCAGGUUAACCAAAUCGAACGUUAUAACCAGAACUCGAGUCCACUGAGUCAUUCAAGCAAUAAAAAACAGAGGUCGAGAAGCGCCGAUUAUUUACAAAAAAGAGUUUACAUUCAGGAGGAUUUACCAGGAAGCGAUCUGCAAUCUGAAAUCGAUGAAGACCGAGUUAGCAUUGAUGUUGAUCAAAUUGUUAAAAGUGCUCAAAUGAGCGAUGAUCAACAAUCGGAAGAGAAAUCAAGCGAGGAUUUUAGUAUCGAGACUCAAGCUGAUGAUGCCAGUGCCAGCCAAUCAACUGCAAUCGAUCAAUCGAAAUCGUUGAAUACUGGUGAGGUGAUCAUGGAGAAAGGGGUUUCUGUUAAGGAGCAAGAUACAGUUUUGGGAGAAAAAUCGAAUUCGAGCAUUCAGCAAGAGAAGCAGAAGUUUGAAUAUAUACCAAGUUAUUCAAAAUUCCAGCAAUUAAAAGAAAGGAAGCAUAUGAAUUAUAAAGACGAAGUGAACAGCAAGGAAAGCAACAGCACGCAAGCUGUUUCCCAAUCACCGAGAAGCCUUCACCGCAACGUUGCUAAGAAACAAGUUGACCCACAUAGUGGCUUAAACAAAAAUGGAUUGACAACGUCAUCGAUUUUACAGCUUGUGACGCCUGUUGGCCAACAAAUGCUCGAACAAAAACCACCAAUUCAAAUCAAUCAUCAAGAGUUUCGAAAAGAUGUUCGACAAAGUCCUUCAAAUUCGCCUCACAGCAGCCCUCGUGAUAGACUUAGUCCGCGAUUAUAUUUAAGGCCAACUGCUGCUCUGAAAGGAGAUAAUGCCAGCCAGGCUUUGAGGAAGGCUGAAAUCUUGUUCCCGGAAGAAAGUCCAAGACAAUAUAAAGUUCAUUUUCCACAGGACCGGAACGCGAAAACGGAAAAACAUUACAAAAUAUCUGGUCCGGUGGAGCCGGAUUCGUUGAGAUAUCGAUAUACACAUGAUGGAUUUGGCAGUCGAACCUAUGUAAAGAAACUGACCAAGCCACAAAUGCAAAAUCGUACUGGCAAGGUAAAAGCAAGACAAUGCGAGUCACCACAAUCAGUUUUCAAAAAUAGUUCUCGUAUGCCUAAUUCAAAGACUCUGGCUUCCUCUAUGAUUAUUAAGCAUCUGGGUGGAUGCGACAGAAGAUCCAGUGACAGGAUGAGCGGGCAAAGCACCGCUGUUCCAAUGUGGAUAGCGUCACCAGACAGCGAAAAUCAGAAGCCUGACGAUACGCAGUUUGUGAAACUAACCAAGCCCUAUGACAAAGAUUCCUCAUUUUCAUCAGAGCUGUCAGAAAACAAAAGGCCAAAGUACCAUGUGAAGCAAAUCGAUGUUGACGUGCUGAACAUCUUUCAACCAUUGUAUCUCAUUGGCGAUGAUAGAGGGGAAAAGGCUCAGUGGGAAACUGGAAGGUUCACCGAGACUUUGAGCACACAAAGAGGCUCUCCAAACACCCCUGACGUAGGGAGCAGAGAGAUAAAUAAGCUUGAUUGGCUAAAUCAGUACAAUGGUGGUUAUUUUCCACUGAAAGCUGAAGGCCAUGCUGUUCAAGUCGGAGAGAAAUCUCAGAGUGUUGGCGGAAAAUCACCAUCACAGUCCUUGCCGCAGACUCAGAAAAUAAGCAGACCAGGCAGUCAGUACAAGGAGAGAAGCGAUCCCCUGUCGCUUAACAAGAGUAGGCCUCUUUCAGCAUGUUCGAAAGCGUCCAAUAGGCUUGGCUCUGCGCGCUCUAGCAGGCAUGGAUCCGCGCAGUCGACUCGACGGCCUCAUUCCCAUGCAAAGAGCACAACUGAAGAACAAGUGGAUCAAGUUUUCAGCGUGAAUAAGUUCUCGCAUUACUGCUUUGAUGAUAAUCCGGCACUUGAAGAUGACUACCAGCGUCAAAGAAAAACAAAUGCUGCCGUUGACAUCCAAAGGAUAUUCAGAGGCUAUAUGGCGAGAAAGUAUGCUCGUGAGCUGAAACAUGCAGAAAAGGAUCGGCAAAAGAGAGCUGCAAUUAAAAUACAAAGUGCUAUGCGAGGGUACUUAACAAGGAAGCGAAUGAUCGAGUACAACGUUAGCCAGCGCCCUCCUCAAGUCGACAUUGUCGAAUGGGAGAAAACGUACAAGGAGCAUCUGAAGAAAAAAGACAAUGAGCGAAUGUUUAAAGCUCAGACGCGUAAUAAGAAACUGAUAAAACUCCAGGUCAAGCAGGAUGACAGGAUGCGGAAAGUCAGUGCUUCGAAGGCCAUACACGAAAUUUUCCACGACAAAAGUCCCACAAAGGCACAAAUGAAGGCAGCUGCAAUUACUAUCCAGAGGUUCGUACGUGGUUGGUUAGUGCGCAAAUUUUACCAAAAUGCAAAAAGUAAGGCCAUGAAGAGGACGCUUGACUUCAAAGGCUUCCUGAACACGUACAGAGAUCACCUACAGAGAAUAAUGGAGAGACAUGGGGAAAAGGAUUCAAAGGCAAUAAUUGCUUUUGAUGAGCUUUUGGAAUACAUCGAGAAAAGAAACAAGUACGAGAUUGAAUAUGAUAGAAUUGCAAAAGGGAAAAAACAAGGGAGUGUUGGCAUUUUUACGUAUGAAGAUAUAAAGAAGUUUUUUGAAGCUUGUGGAAAACAUCCAUCGCGCAAGGAAGUUGAAGAUGCAAUCGAUAUUUGCUUUUCAGACAUUGUUGAAUUGAAAGAGCACGCAUACACCAAGGCACAGAUUGUAGAAAUUGCCUUUCAGAUUUAUGUUCCAAAAGGCACCAAACUCGUAGACACUCGCAAGUCAACCUGGCUGAAUCCACUAGUCGGGGGUGAUGAAGCAGCGCGGAUCAAAUUGUCGAAGAAAGUCAACGAGGCGACGAGCUUGGGAAAGGUGUUCGAUUUUGUUAGCCAAACGAGACGUGAUCAGGUUGAAAUGGAGCAACGAGCCAUCACGCCAGAUUUGCUGCCGCUUGACGCGAAACUGAACGGAUUCGAAAAAUUAAACGAAAAACCUAUAAGCAAAUCUAAUCAAUCAAAGAAAAAGAAAUAGCUGUAAAUUUGUAUAUUUGAAUAUAUUUGAAUAAAAAGAACUUUUUAACAAAAAGCAAAAAAAUGUAUAUUUUACAAAUGGUGGUUAUAUAAUUUACAUUUGAAAAGGGGGUUAUGUAAUUUGUCAUCAGAACCUUAGAAUAUCUACGAAGCUACUCCGCAUAGUGGCUCUAACUAAGGAUUGUUUACCUGUUUCGCUGUUCGCUGUUACUGACUGUUAUUGAUCAAGUAAUGCCCUAAAUAUUAGCGAAAGUGAAGAUUUU